Rotaria sp. Silwood2 is the source of this 297-nucleotide messenger RNA. The record is from the annotation of a GenBank genome assembly. Lineage: Eukaryota; Metazoa; Rotifera; Eurotatoria; Philodinida; Philodinidae.
AUGGCUCGAACCAAUUUGUCCGUUUUACCUGACGUCAGUCUAUGUCUUCGGGAUGCAAUGGAUCUUAUAUUUAAUAAUGAUAAUCAUAAUAGACUAAAAUCAAAUGAUCACAUAGUUAUAACACCUGAAGACAACGAUGUAAUUGUUGAUAUAAUUAAUGAUGACGAUGAUAAAAUACCGAUAGAUGCUUCACAACCAUCGAUUAAUAAACGAAAAUUAGUAAACACUGCUAGUUUAAAUCAUGAACAACAAAAUGAAGGUGCAAAACGUUUAUGUACACCAAAUGGUCAUCAAUAG